Messenger RNA from Clarias gariepinus (North African catfish), 993 nucleotides. RefSeq names its product trace amine-associated receptor 13c-like. Gene Ontology annotation, cellular component: membrane. The transcript has a single exon. Lineage: Eukaryota; Metazoa; Chordata; Actinopteri; Siluriformes; Clariidae. The record is from RefSeq and is a predicted model, not a curated record. Gene Ontology annotation, molecular function: trace-amine receptor activity. Gene Ontology annotation, biological process: G protein-coupled receptor signaling pathway. Bases 1 to 993 code for a protein of 330 amino acids.
AUGAACCUGACAGAGUUUUACCAGUCUGAUCGCUGUGAGCAUUUCUCCUGUCCAGAGGGAUCUGUAUCUCCUGCAGUUUAUAUCUUACUGUAUGUGUGUUCAGCUGCUGUGGUUCUGCUAACAGUGUGUGGAAAUCUGCUCGUCAUCAUCUCUGUUUUUCACUUUAAGCAGCUUCACACACCGACUAACAUGCUCGUGCUCUCUCUUGCAGUGUCAGAUUUCCUUGUUGGUGUUUUUGCAAUGCCACUGUUGUUAAGCUGGACACUCGAGUCAUGCUGGAUAAGUGGGAGAGUGUUCUGCAUCUGUUUUUUGUUAAUUGGUGGUUUUCUUACAAUUCUGUCCAUCUGUACUAUUGCUCUGAUUGCUGUAGAUCGUUAUUUGGCUCUUUCAAACCCAUUCUUCUACACAAGCAUGAUUUCUAGGAGGACUAUGUGCAUUGUGAUUUAUUUUAACUGGUCUGUGUGUCUGGUGUAUAACACAGCAUUUCAUUAUUUCAAUGGAAGCUUCACAGGUUCUGUAAUGUGUCCUGGAGAAUGUUUACUCUCUGUGAAUGAGGUUUGGUAUGUAAUUGACCAUGUAUUUUUCUUCAUAUUUCCACUUUCUAUCAUAAUCAUAUUGUAUACUCUAGUUUUUGUGAUUGUUAAGAAACAUGCCACUGCUAUCAGAGAACUUAAUAAUCACACACGGACUAAAACACAGAAAAUAAGCUCACACUUAAUGAAAUCUGAGAGAAAAGCAGCUAAAGUCCUCGGCAUUUUAGUAUCUGUGUUUCUGGUGUGUUUACUUCCAUAUUUUAUUUAUAGUUUAUUAGGUGGUGUCAUUAAGCUACAGACAGAAACUCUUCAUAAAUUAAUUAUUAUAAUUUAUCUUAAUUCCACCUUUAAUCCAUUUAUUUAUGCUUUGUUUUACCCAUGGUUUAGGAAGUGCAUUAAAUUAAUUAUAACUCUGCAAAUAUUUCAAACAGACUCUGCAUUAAUCAAUGUGCUUUCAUGA